AUGACUCUUCUUCGGGUUGUCUCUCUUCAUGAUGAGCCUUCUCAUGUUACAAAGGCUACUGUUCUCCGCAACAUGGGUUUUGAAGUGAUGUCUUUCUUAGGUGAUAAGGAGAGUCAUUCAAAGACUGAAAAGAAGAGUAAUUUGGAGAACAUUAAGGAGACUAAUAAGGAGAGUCAUUCCGAGAGUGAUAAGGAGGUGGAGUAA
Molecule: messenger RNA, 204 nt
Organism: Arabis nemorensis
Lineage: Eukaryota; Viridiplantae; Streptophyta; Magnoliopsida; Brassicales; Brassicaceae
Source: the annotation of a GenBank genome assembly